This is a messenger RNA of Haliotis rubra (blacklip abalone), 1764 nucleotides long. Its product is annotated as DNA excision repair protein ERCC-1-like. Gene Ontology annotation, molecular function: damaged DNA binding; single-stranded DNA binding. Gene Ontology annotation, cellular component: nucleus; ERCC4-ERCC1 complex; nucleotide-excision repair factor 1 complex. Gene Ontology annotation, biological process: mitotic recombination; nucleotide-excision repair; meiotic mismatch repair. Bases 210 to 1304 code for a protein of 364 amino acids. The transcript is spliced from 12 exons. Lineage: Eukaryota; Metazoa; Mollusca; Gastropoda; Lepetellida; Haliotidae. The record is from RefSeq and is a predicted model, not a curated record.
ACUAAUCCGUUGUAACAACUCACAACCUCAAAUUUUUGAAGGGCAUUUAGAAGUGGAAUGCAUAAGAAAAGCAUCAUGAUGAGAACUUUGUUUUGUGGUAUCCUGGAGGUUACUCACAGGGUGAAUUACCCCCCUUUGAUGCUACAAUUUUUGUUUCAGGGAAGAUUACCACAUCAGGUGUGUGUACCUAAGAAGGCUGAUUGUUAAAUAUGGCUGGAAAAGGAAGAUUUAGAAUUCCAACACUAGACGAGAAAGACAAAGCUGAGUCAUGUUUGCAAAAGGGAGUGAAGCCUCUCUUCAAGACAACCAAGGAGUCCAAGAGUGAUGAUGUAUUGCACAAACAAGUGAUACCAUCAGCAGCUCCCAGGUUGCCAGCCAGCAGUAACAACUCUGGCACACUCCCACCAAAUUCAGGCACAAGAGACACAGUGGCUGCAUCAAGUAAUGAUAAAAAUACAAAUGUUGACAAAGAGGUUGUUAGUAAAUUAGGAACAGCUAACAGUUUGACAAAGCAAGUGACAGAUAACAAGGUUGAGGUUGCAGCAAAACCCACAAGUUUACAAAAAGAGGCAGGGAAAUUGGUGGAAGAAGAACCUGUAGAAUCUCUACCAACACUUGCUAAAAUAGGAAAAACAAACUCCCUGAUUGUUAACCAAAGACAGAGAGGAAACCCCAUACUGAAGCAUGUGAGGAACAUCCCCUGGGAAUACGGCAACAUCGUGCCAGAUUAUGUUAUGGGGCAGUCAACAUGUGCACUGUUUCUCAGUCUUCGAUAUCAUCAACUAAACCCAGAAUAUAUCCACAAACGGUUACAACUUCUGGGCAAGAGUUUUGAUCUGAGAGUGCUGCUAGUCCAAGUUGACAUCAAAGAUCCCCACCAUCUGUUAAAGGACCUGGCCAAGAUGUGUAUUCUGGCAGACUGUACUCUCAUGCUGGCUUUCAGCCCCGAGGAAGCAGGUCGGUAUCUGGAGACGUACAAGGUGUACGAGAACAAACCACCAGAAGCCAUCAUGGAGAGGACAGAGAACAACUUCAUGGCAAAGAUGACAGAUUGCCUGACGACCGUGAAGUCCGUCAACAAGACAGACUGCAUGACCCUAAUGACCACAUUUGGGAGCCUGGAGAAGGUGAUGAAGGCUGGCAAGGAGGAGCUGUCGCUGUGUCCAGGGUUCGGACCUCAGAAGGCCCAGCGACUCCAUGAUGUGUUCCAUCAGCCCUUCUUGAAAAGUAGGAAAAGACAACAUGGCAACACAAAAGGUACACCAGAAAAGUCUGAACCAAGCCCAUCGAAGUCUGCAAGAUAACACAUAAUGUGUCCAUUCAUGUUUGCUUAUUCUGUACUGCCCAAUGUACUUCAGUUGAUUGCUUUGAAGUUGAACACGGUUGAUCUUAUGGUGCUGAAAACUGGAAACCACUGCCCAAUGAAAUGAACUCUCAACAAGAAAUUCACCCGUGUUCAGUGAAGGAGGGAGUAAUGGUGCUGCACAGUCCAUCCAACCGACACCCAUCAUGGGUUCCCAAGAAGGCAGCUCUGGAAGAUGUGCAGCUGACUGCCAGGAAUCCAUCAAAUGAAAACCUAAUGCUGGAAGACCUGAAGGAAGAUAUGACCAAUGGACUUCAAUCUUCAUCACAUCAUGUCACAAUUGUAGAAAACCUUCAUGCCACAGCAUUUUACACCUCAUUAAUCCAUCAUCCAUUAAUCUGAUCACCUUCAGUGGAUGGAUGGCAUCUCUAUAGCAUUUCCAUUUUCAGCUGUGAUGUUUG